AUGGCGGCCGAGUUUUGGGUAACUGAUGGUGACAAAGGGCGCUGGAAGGGAGUGGACAGCUUCCAAAUCGCAUUCAACCUCGUGGACUGUCGCAACGCUCAGGGCAAGCACAUAACCCUCGGCUGCGCUGUGCCUUUCUUGGAAUUUGAUCUGAAGCUGCCGGUCGAAGUGAUCCUCAAGAUCUUCUCCAAAGUCGAGACGAUCACUCGGUGCCGAGCAGCGUGUGUGUCAAGACGCUGGCGGCUGGUGUUGUACUCGGCCCCGGAUCUGUGGCUUCGUCUCGAUCUGAGCCGGCGAGACUCCCUUGGGGGCGAAAAGUACUUGUAUCCAACGGAAACAGCAUCCCAGCUCCAGUUUCUCCUGGUCGACUCAUCGCUAUCUCGCCAGCGUUUCUCGCAACUCAACGUGCUGGAUCUGUCCUGCACGGACAUCGGGCUGGAUAUGUUUUCGGAUCCCAGCAUCCUCGGAUUGCUUCAGGACACACUGGCUCGAUUGAUCCUGAACGGGUGUCCCUAUGUUGACUCAGGGUCACUGUUCCAUCUACGAUGGUUGAGGGCACUCAAGUGGCUCGAUAUAAGCCACUGUGAACAUAUGGACGACUUUGGAAUCGAAGUCAUCACAUUCUACCUCCCGCAACUCAAUCGCCUGGACAUGGCUUACUGCUUCAAGAUCACUGAGAAAGGAAUCGCCAAGCUCUUCAAGCUCACGGGCCUCACACACGUUAAUCUAAUGGGGUGCUACCGGAUCAAAAACUACCCUUGGGCAACGCGCGACGGGCCAAAGAAAAAUACGCUCUCGCUCAAGGAGAUUAUGAUUGGAGAAGACUCGCGCAUGCAGAAGAGGGGUCUGUGGCUACUGUGGUGCACCUGGAACUGGGACAUGGGCAAGCUGAUAUCCCUGUGUCCGUUCAUUGAAACCCUGCAUCUGAACGUGGUCUUGCUCGAGGGGCAGGUCGAAGGCCUUACGGCCCUCCUCACUACUUGUCCGACACUCAAGAACCUCAGCAUCGUCGUCGAUCGCAACUCUAUCAGCGUUCUGAUUGCCGAGUCGAAGCGGAUCGAGCAACUUGCCCGACUCGAAGUCACGAUUCACAUCGGUGUCACCAUCGAAUCGCUUUCUGAGCUGAUCAAAUCCAGGAGCUUGACCAAGCUCAAGGCUCUGCGAUUUCACAGCAAGCACACCCCCAUUUUCAAUGACGAGCUUCUGGGGCGCCUCAUUGCGGCAGCUCCGGGAAUUGAGUCGCUCGAGAUGAAUGGCGACGAUAUGACAUCGAGCGGGUUGAUCCCCAUCGGACAGUACCAACAGUCCAUGACCUCCCUCCUGAUCCACCAUGCCACCCUUUCAAACGAAGCGCUGAAUCAAAUCGGGAAACUCGGCAACCUCAAGGAGUUGACCAUAACCGACCUGCAAGAGGAAUCCAAAGCUAACCAGCUUUCCCAGCUUGUCGCAUGUCUUCCGCGCUCUACCCGGAAGGCCAAGGCUCUGAUGCGACAGAUCAAUCGGGAACGAAAAGCCGCCAGCCGCCCCUUGCAACCCCGACUCCCACAAAGGCCCAUGCCAUGCCCCAUGUCCCUGCCGAUCGGCGGUCGCCUCAAGAAACUCGAGCUCGCAAGCCACCAAGGCUUCAGCGAUGCCGACUUGGCUGGGAUUGUUAGACAAUGCGCUCUGUUGCAAUGGGUCGAUUUCUCCUUCUCAUUCACGUUUCCCAAGACUAUGGCGGCGCUGGUGGAUUCAUGUUCGGGCAUGCUUUAUGUUCGGCUGUGUCGGCUGAGAGUUGUCCCUGCGCUCUUGUCCAACUCGCCCUCGAACCGAUCGACAAGUGCCGGCUCUCGACGCCUCAACUCGGAUAACGAGGGAUCCGGCGUCAGUAAUCGAGCAAACCGAUCAUAUUCGCUGCUGUUGGACGACAACGGGAUGUCUCGAACAGACUCGAGCACGCCAUCCUUCCUUGCUUCGUCCGAAGAGUGCCAGGCGCUUGUCCAUUUUGGCAAGUCAGCCCCUCCAUUGCUGAGGGUGCUCGAUUUUACUGGAGACAUUGGGCUGACCGACUGGACGCUGGGGUCGUUGGCGAAUCUGCCAUCGCUGCACACGCUUUUCCUGGACUCGUGUAAUCACAUCUCCUCCAAGAGUUUGGUCGGCUUUGCUGAAAAGACAUGGAAGAAGCUUAAGAGGCUCUAUGUAAGCAACUGCAAGAAAUGCAACCUGAGCGUGGUCGAGGAGAACUACCUGGUGGGCUCGCUCGAAGUAGAGAUUGCCGUCGUCGUGGGCUCCUGAGUGCGAGCGAUGCACCCUGUUCAAGGACGAGAUGCAGCCACCGAGACAGAAUCGGACAAUGGUUGGCCGCAAGCACAUGAAUACACCCAGGGAUAUACCAUUUGAA
This is a messenger RNA of Polychytrium aggregatum, 2380 nucleotides long. RefSeq lists its product as uncharacterized. Gene Ontology annotation, molecular function: protein binding. The record is from RefSeq and is a predicted model, not a curated record. Gene Ontology annotation, biological process: SCF-dependent proteasomal ubiquitin-dependent protein catabolic process. Gene Ontology annotation, cellular component: SCF ubiquitin ligase complex. Bases 1 to 2274 code for a protein of 757 amino acids. Lineage: Eukaryota; Fungi; Chytridiomycota; Chytridiomycetes; Polychytriales. The transcript is spliced from 5 exons.